Messenger RNA from Columba livia (rock pigeon), 4234 nucleotides. RefSeq names its product dendrin (gene DDN). The record is from RefSeq and is a predicted model, not a curated record. NCBI's taxonomy places the organism in Eukaryota, Metazoa, Chordata, Aves, Columbiformes, Columbidae.
CUGUGGCUUUGCUAAAAGGCCGGGAUUGGGGACAGGACGGGGACCCGGCAGGACACGGGGACCCUCUGGGUGGUGAGCAGGGGGUGUCGGGCAGGGGCUGCGAUGCCGGGGGGUGCUGUGGGGGGUCGCCGGCAGCCCGGACGCCUGGGUCCACUGCCGGUGCCUCCCGGAGGAGGCACAAGGCCCAGCCAUGCUGAGCGCAGCACAUUCCGGGCCGGGGGGGAGGCCGGGACGUGGCCCCCGCUGCCACCAGCUGCCACCAGCGCUGGGGUCCGGCACAGGCUCCGGUGCGGCGGUGAGAGGUGAGAGCUGGGGAGGGUGCCUGUGGGGCUGGGGGGGCGCGGGAGACCUGAUGCCCGUUCAGGGGCUGGUGCCGGUGCCGCUGCCGUUGCCAUGCCGCCGCCGGAGGGUUGCUAAGCUCCGCUCGGAGCCCGCGUGGGCUGCAGCGUGCGGUGCCAAAACCGGCGUCAGCUCAAUAGUCGCAGGGGGGGAAGGGAUCCCGGGGGGGAACGACACCCCGGGACGGCUGGUGGGGUCCCUACGGUGUGCUGGGCUCCUGGCCACCGGGGCCACCCCAGGGGUCACCGAGCCCCGCGGCCGCCGGCCUGGCGGUGCCACCAGGCAGGGCCCGGGGGUCCCCGAGGCCCCACGUGCGGCGGUGGCUGCGCGUGUGCGGGCGGGCGCGUGGCUGCGCCGAGGCGCCGGUGAGCGCGUGGCGGCGGGGACCCCCCUGGCGGGGACCCCCCGGUGCCCCGGGGCCAUGCUGGGGGGCGCAGAGCGGGGCGCGGGGCAGCUGCGGAUCUGCGAGCGGACCAAGCUGCUGCUGGUGGAGAUCGACACGGUGGCGUGUUGCAGCCCGGGCACCGGCAUGGCCGCGGGGUGCCCCCCCCCGCCCCCCUGGACCUACCGCCGCAUCGCCGGGGAGUACGCGUACCUGGAGAAGCGCUUCGUGGCAGAACUGGCCCCCCCCUGGUCCCCAGUGCCCCCCCGCUCCCCCCCCCCCACCUGCCGGACUUCGCCAUCCCGCCUCCCCCAGGGCACAAGACCCAAACCCGGGCACCCCUCACCCGCUGCGCCCCGGGGCGGCCCAAGGGGACGGGGGGCAGCAGCCCCUGGGACCGACACCCCCCGUGCGCCCCCAAUGCCCCGGCGCCGGGGUGCCGGCCGGGCCCCCCCAGCUACGAGGUUCACAUGCAGCGGGUGCAGGCGGCCCACACCCGCCAUGGGCGGCCGCCCCCCUACAUCUCACCCCCCGCCUAUGACGCUCCCCACCGCACCCUGCAGCUCCGGCCCCCCCGGGCCCGGCACAGCCCCCCCCCGGCACCCCGGGGCCGCAGGGCAGUGCCGGGCGGCUGGAGCCACACGCUGCCCCGGGCGGCCACCGAGGCCGGACACCGGCGGCCCCGGGGAACGCAGCCGUCCCCGGGGGGGCCCAGCACCCCCCGCCACAGCCAGACGCUGCCCCGGGCGGUGGGCGGCCGGGAGCGGGUCCCGGGGCGCGGCAGAGGGCAGCGGGGAACGGGGGGGCACGUCCUCAUCGACGCCACCCGCGUGGUGGUCCGAGCCCAGUACGUGUCCCCCCCCCAGCGGCAGCAGGUCCGCUACGCUGGGGGGUCCCCGGGGCCCAGCACCCCCCCGGGCAGCCCCCCUGUGCCUCAGGGGGCUGCCAUCCUCCCGGCAGCACCCUCACCCCCCCGGGACCCCCCCGGCAGCCCCCACAGUCCCUGGCGGAGCCCGGGUGGCUGCGCGGGUCCCCGUGCGCGGCCCCCCCCGCGGCGGCCGGCGCUGUACGCCCAGGCGCUGCGCGAGGCCGUGUCCCGCAUCCGCCGCCACACGGCGCCCGACUCCGACUCGGAGGCCGAGGGGGGCGCGGGGGGGCCCUGGCGGCGGCACUGCCGGGAAAGCGCCCCCUACAGCAGCAGCAGCAGCAGCCUGGAGAGCACCGGGGCCCCCCCGGGCACCGCCAGCCCCGCCCGGGCCUGAGGGGCGGGGCUUUGUGGGGUGUGGCACGGGUGGGGCGGGGCUUGGGAGGGUGUGGCUAUCGGGGGGCGGGGCUCCGGGGGGCUGACCCCAAUAAAGGCUGCGGGACCCCGUGUGCCGCCUCCCCCACCUUGUGUGUGCGUGGUGGGGGGGCCCAUCACCCUCCCCAGGCCCCCCCACUGUCCCCUGCACCCCCGCCUGUGAUUCCCCCCCCCCAUCAAGGACCCCGGCACCUCCACACCCCCCUACACGGUGCUGGGGCAGCUGGAGGCCCCGGGUGUCCCGAUGGGCACCGCAGCGCGUCACAGCGGGGGUGGGAUGUGCCAGACCCCCCCGGGUCCCCCAUAAUGAGUAGGUGAGCACAGGGGGGCUGGCCCGUGGCCACUGGCCUCACGUCACGGCCGGGGGGGGACCCCGGGUGAGUCACCAGGGGGACCGUCCCCCCCGAUGGCCACCACCUCUUAGUCACCCUGUGUGGGGGGGGAGGAUCCCCGUGGCCAGAGGAAACCGCACAAACAACGUGUCCAAUUUGCACGUUAUUUAAAACCAGCUCCUCCCCCGCCCCCCUGCGCGACCCUGUCAUUAUCCCGGUGACACCGGCCAGGAGGUCACAGCAUGGGGGCAGCUGGCGCAGUGGGGGACCCAGGCGUCCGGGCCCUCCUGCGCCCCAGGGGGGGCCACUCGUGGGGCAGCCUCAAGCCCAUGUCACCCCACACGUCCCCCAUUCUGCUGUGUGGCCUCAGGUGCUCGACACAGCGCUGGAGUCUCACAGCUGGGCCUGACUGAGCCACCUCAGUGACCCCAACCCACCGAUUGCAGCCGCAGUCCUGCCCCGGUGCUUGGCACGGCUCGGCACUGCUUGACGUGGCCUGGCAUGGCAUGGGAUGGCCUGGCAUGGCACAGCCUGGCACAGUACAGCACAGCUUGGUGCAGUCCGGCACUGCUUGGUGCAGCUUGGUGCAGCCUGGCACGUUUUGGUGUGACCCAGCACAGCUCAGCACCACCUGCUGGGGUUUGGCACAGCCAGGCGCAGCUUGGCAUGGCACAACACAGCCUGGCAUAGCCCAGCGCAGCCCAGCAAAGCCUGGACUAGCCCAUAACAACUUGGCACAGCCCAGAACCAUAGCACGAACCAGCUCGGCACAGCCCAUGUUAGCCCAGUGCAGCAUGGCAUGGCUUGGCACGGCUCAGAACGGCCUGUAUCAGUUUGGUGAGGCUCGGCACGGCUUGGCACGGCUCAGUACAGCUCAGCACAGCUCCGCACGGCCGGGCACGCUGCCCGGUGUGGCCCGGGGUGUCCCAGACGCGGGGGAAGGUGACGCGGCCCUUUCCGUGGGCUCAGCUCUGCCCAAACCCCUCCCGCUCCCCGCCGAGAAAAAUCACCUUCUAAUUCGGGCUGCGCUGGCGCCAGCGCCGCCCCCCCGGGCCCCCCCCCCGGCUCCCGCCGGCCCCCGGAACCCGCCGCAGCCCGGGGUGCCCGCGGGUGUCCCCACGCCUGGGACCGGCGUCCCGCCCGGUACCGGUAUCCCCGGACCGGGGCGCGGUCCCGCCCGCGGCCGCCAGAUGUCGCCGGGCAGCCGGUGACCGACCGGACCGGGGGAUCCAGGGGGGAACCGAGGCGGACCGGCGUCUGGGUGCUGCGGGGACACGGGGGGACCCUGCCCCGCACACGGCGCUGCUCCUGCAGGUCCCAGCCAGGACUCGGGGAUGGACACGGUGUCCCCAGAGAACCGUGACCCGUGUGUCACCGGUGCUGGCGGUGUCCCCAGAGAGGUGUGGUCACCCGUGUGCCGCUGGUGUCCCCAGGGAGCCCUGGCCGUGGAUGUGCCGGUGCUAACGGCGUCCCCAGAGAGCCGUGACCCACACGUGCAAGCGGCGCUGGCCGUGCCACGACCCGCGUGUGCCGGCAGCACUGGCCGCGGCCCCACGGAGCGGUGGCUCCGGUCCCACCACGGCCGCGCCACGUCCCUGCGCCAGCCGUGUCCCCGCAGCGCGGUGGCCGCCCAGCCCCGGCCCGCGCCCCGCACGGUGGCCGCACGGUGCCGGUUCUCCCAGGCCGCGCAGAGGAGCCGGCGGGAAGGGGGUGCGGUGAAUGCGGCAUUGUUGCGCGGGGUUGGAGUCACAGAUAAUUACCUCAAUUAGUUACAAUGGCAGAGUAAUAAAUACAGGCUUAGCGGCUCCUUCCCCACUGCGGCUUCUCAGAUUAAUCCAGCCCGGGCGAGCGGAGCUGAAAGGAGUGAUGGACAAUUCAUUA